CCUCUUCAUAUUAUCAUUCACGUGUAUCCCCACAAGCAAAGCCCCCAAUCCCUCUCCCACCAAAUGGCCAACUCUUAUCCCAUCUCAACUACUCUCUUCCUCUCCAUACUCUCCACCUCCGUUGCCCUCAUGACCACAAGCAUCAUCUCUUCCUCACCGCUCACCACCAAAGCUGCCGCCAUCACUAAUCCCGUCAGCCACCACCACGACGAUUACGUCAUCAGCAGCGGAGAAGAUCACGGCCCAUCCGGAGGAAAACGGCAGCAGCUUACCCACCUCCGCUUCUACUGGCAGAACGACGCCAGCUCGUCCCCCAACGCUACCGACGUGGUGGUGGUCCAGCCUGUAUCCAACUCCUCCGCCUUCGGCUGCAUCAGCAUGAUGGACGACCCGCUGACUGUGGGGCCCAGCCUCGGCUCCGCGUUGGUCGGUCGAGCGCAGGGUUUUUACGCCUGUGCUUCCCGGGAAGCGUUCGGCCUCCUGAUGGCAAUGAACUUGGUUCUCCUCCGCGGCGAAUACAACGGCAGCUCCGUCACCGUACUGGGGAGGAACGAGGUGCCCUUGAAGGUGAGAGAGCUGCCGGUGGUCGGCGGCACGGGGGUUUUCAGGAUGGCCACCGGUUAUGCUCUUCUCACCACUUCUUUCUUUGACCCCGCCGCCGGGAUCGCGGUUGUUGAGUACAACGUCUACAUCUGGCAUUACUAGCUAGCGCCUACUAGAGUAGCUACUAGCUAUUCAUAUAAUAUGAAGCUCUAGUUGUGUCUGUGUAAGCAUGAGAGUUUCGGGGGAAAUUUUAAUUAGACUUCUAAUUAUGACAAAAUUGUAUCUCAGUUUAGCAGGAACAGAUCAUCUCAGUAAUCCUAUGAUCAUUAAUUAUGAGUAAUCUAUCCACAUCAGCAUGACAUCAGUAUCUUCUCUUUCUUGAAAAGUCUUUUAUUUAUUCCCCUUUAAUCUUUAACGGACGAUUUCUCUUCCGUUUUAAUUUGAAAUUUAAUUUUUUUUUUGCAGAGAUAAAUCGGAUUAAAUGUG
Linum trigynum is the source of this 1029-nucleotide messenger RNA. The record is from the annotation of a GenBank genome assembly. Lineage: Eukaryota; Viridiplantae; Streptophyta; Magnoliopsida; Malpighiales; Linaceae.